AUGACCGUCGCAGUAGUUGGAUUUCCUAGGCGCUCACUGCUCGAAACCGCUUGGACCGCGUGUCGGCCAAGGGUCCAUUCCCUCGCCUUACAUUGUUGUUGUCCAGCUAAUCAGCUCGCUGCAAGCUCUCUCAGGACCUUCAGGUCAUCUCGGAAGGCUCCAAAUGCGGGAAUAUCAUGGUCAGAAGCGCUUUCGAAGGACCAAGACAUUGGAAAGGUCAUCUUUUCUGGCAUCCAACCUACGGGUGUGCCUCACCUAGGAAAUUACUUAGGUGCUCUGAUGAAUUGGGUAGAUAUGCAAAACGCCGCAGCACCCGAGGACACUCUGCUCUUUUCGAGUGUCGGCUUCCACGCUCUCACGAUGCCUCAAGACCCAAAUGUGCUCAGACGAGAUCGACGAGAUAUGCUCGCUGCUCUGCUUGCAAUAGGUAUGGAUCCUAAGCGAUGCACAAUAUUCCAACAGGAAAAUGUACCACAACAUGCGGAACUCGCAUGGAUCUUCAACUGCAUCACGUCCAUUGGCAAGCUCCGACGCAUCACUACUUGGAAGUCCAAAGUCGCCAUCGCACGUCAUGCCCAAAAUGCAGCAUCUGAAGCGGAUGCCUCGACAAGUGAAGGAGAGCUUAAUUUAGGACUUUUUGCAUAUCCAGUCCUCCAAGCAGCCGACAUUCUCCUCUACAAGGCAACGCAUGUUCCUGUUGGAGAGGAUCAGGUGCAACAUUUAGAACUGUCCAGAGACAUCGCACAUGUGUUCAAUCGGACGCAUGGAACGAAUCUCUUUCCAAGCCCACAGCAUAUCAUCACUCCUACUAAGCGUGUUCUCUCUCUUCGAGAUCCGUCGCAAAAGAUGUCAAAGUCUUCACCAGAUCCCAACUCUCGCAUUCUGCUCACAGAUACGCCCCAGCAAGUAAGAAAGAAGCUCCAAAGAGCUGUGACGGAUGACGAACGUGUCCUGUCGUAUGACCCGGAUGCGAGACCCGGUGUGAGCAAUCUGCUCGGCAUCUUGGCGGCAUUGCGCGUGCGUUCCAACUUUGCCCAGGGGCGCAACACUCCCGCGCUCAGCCCGGGAGACAUUGCAGACGAGCUCAACAAGGCAAAAGGCGGAGCGGCUGGGGCAGGUACUCUGAAAGCGGAAGCAACGGAUGCAAUUGUAGAAGCGCUGCAACCUAUCCAGGCCGAAUUGCAGCGUUUGGAGAAAGAGGAUGGUUACUUGGAUACGCUCGCAAGGGAAGGAGCGAAGAAAGCGGCGGAGAUAGCAGAGCACACCAUGUGCCAAGUUCGGCAAUGCACUGGGCUAGCUUGA
Molecule: messenger RNA, 1302 nt
Organism: Tilletiaria anomala UBC 951
Lineage: Eukaryota; Fungi; Basidiomycota; Exobasidiomycetes; Georgefischeriales; Tilletiariaceae
Product: tryptophanyl-tRNA synthetase
Exons: 6
Coding region: 1-1302 (433 amino acids)
Biological process (GO): mitochondrial tryptophanyl-tRNA aminoacylation
Cellular component (GO): mitochondrial matrix; mitochondrion
Molecular function (GO): tryptophan-tRNA ligase activity; ATP binding
Source: RefSeq, a predicted model, not a curated record